This is a messenger RNA of Onychostoma macrolepis, 1147 nucleotides long. RefSeq names its product catechol O-methyltransferase domain-containing protein 1-like. NCBI's taxonomy places the organism in Eukaryota, Metazoa, Chordata, Actinopteri, Cypriniformes, Cyprinidae. The record is from RefSeq and is a predicted model, not a curated record. The transcript is spliced from 8 exons. Gene Ontology annotation, molecular function: O-methyltransferase activity; S-adenosylmethionine-dependent methyltransferase activity. The coding region runs from base 1 to 768 and encodes 255 amino acids.
AUGGAUGGAAAGAGAGAACAGCAGCAGCAUCAGCAGAGAAGAAACCAGACACUAACAACACUGACUCACAGCAAACGCAAAUCUAAAUUGUUCAGAAUGUCGUCGGGUAAAAGUCACGUAGGAAGGAAAGAUGAUCCAGUGAUGCAGUACCUCCUCGAUCACUCGCUGAGGGAACAUCCAGCCCUCAAAAAACUACGCCAGAAAACCAUGGAGCACAAGCUGAACAUGAUCAUGGUGGCCUGUGAGCAGUCGCAGUUCAUGGCCAAUCUAGCCAGUUUAAUCAAGGUCAAGAAAGCCAUUGAAAUUGGUGUUUACACGGGAUAUAACGCGCUGAGUAUCGCGCUCACCCUGCCUGAAGACGGGAAACUGAUCGCGUGUGACAUCAGUGAGGAAUACAUCAACAUCGGCAGACCUUUCUGGACACUGGCCUGUGUUGAGCACAAAAUAGACGUGCGUCUGAAGCCAGCACUGCAAACUCUGGAUGAGCUUCUGGCCGCUGGUGAAGCAGAGACGUUUGAUUUUGUCUUCAUUGACGCUGACAAAGUCAACUACGACAACUACUAUGAGAAAUCCCUGCAGCUGGUCAGGAAAGGAGGAAUAAUCGCUAUAGAUAACGUGCUGUGGAGCGGUCGAGUGGUGAACCCAGAAGGCGGCGACAUCGACUCCAUCAGCAUUGAUAAACUGAACAAGAAGCUCCAUAAAGACAUCAGAAUCCAGCUGAGCAUGUUAACAGUGGGCGAUGGUCUGACAUUAGCAUUCAAAAUCUGACUUUAUAGUGAUACACAACCAUAACAGACUGAAGAAAAACAUUUGCAGUCAUUUAUUUAGGUUGUUCAACUGAGAAUAUGCGUUGUAAUAAGUUUUGUAAUAAUUGAAAGUUUUGUAUUCAAUUGUUCAGGGUGCCAACUACUGAUUGUUUCUGAAAAUACAUUUCAAAUAUAUGUAUUUGUGGUAUAAUUUUUUCAAUAGACAAAGUUACUGCACUGUAAUCUGGAAUAUUUUAAAUACAUAUUUUGAAUAUUUGGAUCCUGUAAAUCAAAACAAGGCCAUAACCAUGUCUGUUUUUCUUCUUCUUUUUUUUUUUAAGGAACAUUGAAGGAAAUUCCAGUUGGAAAGUAAUCAUUUUAAACUAUUUGCUAAUAAUAGG